Messenger RNA from Vigna angularis (adzuki bean), 369 nucleotides. RefSeq names its product classical arabinogalactan protein 4. The record is from RefSeq and is a predicted model, not a curated record. The transcript has 2 exons. The coding region runs from base 1 to 369 and encodes 122 amino acids. NCBI's taxonomy places the organism in Eukaryota, Viridiplantae, Streptophyta, Magnoliopsida, Fabales, Fabaceae.
AUGACAGGAGAAGGCUCAGAAUGUCGUGAUAAAGGAAAGGGGUCCAUCAUCCGUGGGGCCUUCUCCUACCCUGCUUUACACCCUCCUCCUACCCUUAUAGUACACCCUCCUCCUACCUCUGUAGUACACCCUCCUCCUACCCCCGCAGCAGACAUUCUUCCUCCUCCUGUGAUCAUUACCCUCACUCCUCCCCCUGUGAUUAUUACUCUCACUGCUUUCCCUGACCCUACUUUUAUACCUUCAUCAUCUUGUAUACCACCUUCUGAGACUGCCACACCAUCUGCUAAUUCAGAUUCAGCUGGUGAUGGUGAUGGUGUUGACCCGCCCCUCCAUGAUCAACCAUGGAUUGAGCCAUAUGGUAAAGGAUAA